CACACACUAAGUGAAUUCCGCAUUUGCUUAUUCUCACACGUGAGAGGUGUGCAUGUUGCUAGCCGCUGCGUCUUGUACCGUGUUUAUUGAAACACGUUCGGCGGACUGUAUGGAACCGUACGUCACUGAUCCGUUAUGCCAAGGCGUGUUGGCUGGAGAUCAGCAUCGCCGUAAACGGCAAUCAUUUCAUUCACAAUGGGACUGAAGAUCAGUGUACCAGCGUCUCUUGCCUCCCCAGCAGCCCCUGUGUUGGACCAUACAGAGCUCGUGGCAUAUUAAGUGAUUCUUUAUCAAAUAUUAAAAGGGAAGUGAAAGCAGCUGCUCGUUUUAGAGGGGACUGAAGAUUGAAGGCAGAUUUCCUGUCUCAGGCUAUCCAAAACGGAGUGUCUGAGGUUAUGGAGGAGGAAAGCAACUUGAAGAAACGAAAACGCGAUCAACAAGGUAACCAGGGCUCUGAGACUGGUCAGGAGGUGGUGGAGAAGGUCAAAAAGCGACGGGGUCGACCUCCUGCUGAGAAGCUGCCACCCAACCCUCCCAAGCUCACAAAACAGAUGAACACCAUCGUAGACAUGGUCAUAAACUACAAGGACACGUUGGGCCGACAGAUCAGUAAAGGUUUCAUUCAGCUGCCCUCCAGAAAAGAGGUGCCAGAGUACUAUGAGCUCAUCCGCAAGCCAGUCGACUUCAGGAGGAUCAGGGAGAGAGUACGUAAUCACAAAUACAGGUGCAUUGCUGACCUGGAAAAGGAUAUCAUGCAGAUGUGCCACAAUGCUCAGACGUUUAAUCUGGAAGGAUCUCAGAUCUUUGAGGACUCCAUUGUUUUGAAGUCUGUUUUUGAGAGUGCAAGACAGCGAAUAGUGGAACUCAGCGAGGAAGACAAUGAUGCUGUUGGAAGCAGUGAAGCAGAUGGUGGCCAACUUUUAGAUCCUCCUGUUUUGGAAUCAACAAAUCCCAAACUGGAUGAAAAAAAGGAGAAAAAUAAAACCGAUCCUAGUAAUACCAGUUCAAAGGAGGUCACAAACUGUGAUGAAGACCUUGGCAAAGAAUGUGAGAAUAACACAAGAGGACUAUUAAAUUAGACCCCAAAUGACAGUCUGAUAUAAAGAACAUUGUAUGCCAUUUUAAGAACAUUGUAUGGCCAUUUCAGUCCAGUUUCCUUGAUGUUUCGGUCAAGGAAUUGCUCAGAAUGUGAUCUCUCAUUAUUAUGGUUGCUUAAAACUCCUUUGUAAAACCUUUGUAUUCUAAAAAUAACAUUGUUAAUGCAGUGCUUCUGCAGUGAUACAUCUGAAAUUGGCAUUGUUUUCAUGUAUUUAUAAAAUGUAAAUAAGUCAUAAACCCAAAAUAGAUAUAAAAUAUCAUGGUAAAAAAGGUCUGUAAGUUCGGACUGCCUGAAAACUUUCACUCUUUUUUUCCUCAAGGAUGGAAAAAUGGUGGUAUGACAUUAUGAUAUUGUAUGAUCAUUUAAAUGGAUGCAUUCAAUCUUUCAAGAUGGUAUAAGCUGUGCUAAAUUUGCAAACUGUAUGUCUCUGUUUCAGAGAAUUUUUAUUCUGUGGUUUUUGUGACUAUGAGCACUUUGUCAUUCCCUUUUUGUAUGUUUCCCUUUCCUUCAUUAACUGUUAACAUCUUUAAAAAAAAAAAAAAGGAACAUUUUUAACCAGUAGCUCUUUAUCUUUCUUUAGUUAUCACAGGAUCUUAACUAUGUGUACAUAGAGGAGUUGGGGCAUGAUGGCAAUGUAUUCUUUGGUGAUCAGAUACUGCCCUCAAAGAGAGGCACCUAUUGAUGAUGCUGUCACAUUUGUGUGUUCAGUUUAUGAUGGAUGGGAGAAGUGGUGUGUUUGUGGACAGAUUCUGAAAUUAAAGUGUAUGGGGUUUAUAUGAUGUGAAAAGGCAAGGUUUGAGUCAUCAUAUUACAAAAAUAAAACUUUUUAUGAAAUC
Molecule: messenger RNA, 1935 nt
Organism: Sinocyclocheilus rhinocerous
Lineage: Eukaryota; Metazoa; Chordata; Actinopteri; Cypriniformes; Cyprinidae
Product: probable global transcription activator SNF2L2
Exons: 6
Coding region: 396-1079 (227 amino acids)
Biological process (GO): transcription elongation by RNA polymerase II; chromatin remodeling
Cellular component (GO): RSC-type complex
Molecular function (GO): chromatin binding; protein binding
Source: RefSeq, a predicted model, not a curated record